CCCACUUACCCCUCCCUGUCGGCAUCGCGCGCUGUAGCAAGCAUGGUUGGACGCACACUCACCGCCCUCCCCGCGCUCCUCUGCGCGCUGACCGCCGCCGCCACCCCGACGGCGCGGCUGGCCAAGCGCGACCCGGUCCCGUCGUUCGUGCUGCAGAACGCGCCCGUCUCGCACCUGUGGUCGCAGGAGCAGUGGUGGCCGGCCGACGUCGCGGAGCAUCUCACGCACAUGGUGCCUGAGGCGGACUUUUCGGCGGUCGCGCAGGGGGUGACCCUGGAGACCGUCGGCGGCCUCGGGAGCGACGUGUUCCUAACGUCGAAGGACGAUGUGACGAAGCAGCCGGCGUGGGUCACCUCGGCGGUGGGCACGCCGGACGCGAGCGCGAAGAGCGCGGCGCCCGCGACGAUCGUGCUUGUGGAGAAGGACGGGGGCAUACUCGACGCGUUCUUCUUCUAUUUCUACUCGUUCGACCAUGGUGGAAAGGUGCUCGACAUCGAGUUCGGCGACCACGUCGGCGACUGGGAGCACAGCAUGGUGCGCUUCGUGAAUGGCGCGCCGACGACGCUGUACCUCUCCGCGCACUCUGGCGGGUCCGCAUACACGUUCGAUGUGACGGAGAAGACGAACGGGCGGCCGACGACGUACAUCGCGGGCGGCACGCACGCGAACUACGCAACUCCGGGGCAGCACUGUCACGACCUCCCGCUCAACCUGCUGUGCGACCAGACAGAUGCGGGGCCGCUUUGGGACCCGACGCUGAACUUCCGCGGGUUCUGGUUCGACAGCGCGACAAGCACGUUCAGCGUGGCAGGGGGUGCAGAUGUUGGUGGGCAGGAGGAGCCGGCGGAGGGCGCUAGCUGGCUGAACUUUGCGGGGGCGUGGGGGGACGAGCAGUAUAAGAUCCUGGAGCACGGGCAGUACUGCAUCGACAUCCCUGAUGUUGUGGAUGAGUGUAAGUUUGUGAGUGGCCCAACUGGUCCUAUCGCGAAGAACUUGGGGCGUACGGCAGUGUGCCAAAAGGAGGACAGCUGCACCAUCGAGACCUCGCUAUGAUGUCAG
Trametes versicolor FP-101664 SS1 is the source of this 1059-nucleotide messenger RNA. RefSeq lists its product as uncharacterized. Bases 43 to 1053 code for a protein of 336 amino acids. The record is from RefSeq and is a predicted model, not a curated record. NCBI's taxonomy places the organism in Eukaryota, Fungi, Basidiomycota, Agaricomycetes, Polyporales, Polyporaceae. The transcript has 3 exons.